This is a messenger RNA of Cuculus canorus (common cuckoo), 3547 nucleotides long. RefSeq lists its product as uncharacterized. The transcript is spliced from 2 exons. Bases 2496 to 3386 code for a protein of 296 amino acids. NCBI's taxonomy places the organism in Eukaryota, Metazoa, Chordata, Aves, Cuculiformes, Cuculidae. The record is from RefSeq and is a predicted model, not a curated record.
UGCCCCUUGCUGCAGCUGCAGAAAUGGGAUUUGUCCUCCCAUGAGUGUGAGCACAGUUCCUUGCUGUGUUACAGAAUAGUAAACUCUCUGCUGCUCAAUCAACUUUCUCCUGUGUGUCUCUCAUCUCUCUGCACUAUGUCUUUGCUAUCAGUGUUCCCCUGCCCCAUCCAGCCGGUGCAGGGCCCUUGCAACAACUUGUCCCUCGUUUUUGAGGUCUCACCCAGUAUCCUGGUCCACAGGGAGCUUUGCUGUGGGUCUGCUGGGUAAUGGCUUAAUGUUAAUGAUAUUCACUGUUUUGUUGGCAGUGUUUUUCCUUGUAAUGGGUAAGGUGAAACAGACAGGAUUUGCCAAAGCAGACCGUUCCGAGGCUGGUUGGUGCUUGGAGUGGGCAUUGUGGAGGAUAGCGGAGCUGUGCUGUCGAGUGCUGACACUUGCUCCAGUGGCUAUUUCACUUUCCCUGUCCUGUGCUCCAUGUGCGAGCAGGGAGGUCCCUGGGCCUGUGGCAGAGAGGGACAGUGGGUUCUCCUCUUCUGCCAGGCCUGCUGGCCAUUCCAACCAAUGCCUGCGGUGCAGUUGGGGCCUCUGAAAGACACUCCACCAGUUCCCUCAGUGUUCAUCGCUGCAGCCUGGGGCCACAUCCCCAGUAUGAUCUUUGCUGUAGACAUCGGCCAAGCAGAGUCUGUGCUCAGCAGCCACGAGAGCCCGGAGCUGGCUAAGGGGAGAGAGGCUGUUGAAUCAUGGGCUCACAUGCUGGAAGUGGCUGCAGCCCUUGUCCCCUUCCUGCCGCUUUGGCCAGGUCUGCAUCCACCUGGAAUGAGGUCAGGCAGUUACACAAAGCCGACCUGCGGAUGUGGGACUGGUCCUGUCACCACUGGCAUUGCCAUAAUUUCAUUAUCACCACCACUGGGCUUCCACAUGCUUGUUUUGGUUGCUCUAAAUUGUGAGCCACAGAAAUUGGAUGUCCAAAGGCCUGGUGUUGGAAAGAGCCCUGCAAUCUCGCAGGUUGUUCCAGAUGAUUUUCCCAAUGCGUGGAAGGGAGUCAGCACUGCCAACACUGGCAGGGCAGUACCAGUUGCUCUGCAGUCUGUCCUGUUCACCCAUGAUUAACAGCGACAGCAACGUGCGAUAAGCACCGGGCCGGCAGGUUAAGGCGUGGAGCUGCGAGGUAUGAGGCACCGGAUCUGCCAAAGGCACGGGCGGCUGGUGUAGGAAUUGCAUUGGAAUUGAGUCAUGGCCACGAGAGGACCCAGCCUGUACUCGCAGCGCAGUUCCUGCAGUGAGCCCGCUUCCCACACGGGCUUGGCAGCACAGAACUGUGCACCUUUCCGCUCCUGAGCCGUGUCCGUUGUACUGCCACCAUCGCUCUGAUGUGGCUGUGGUGGAGAGCUGUUGGAGCAGGGACUUUGCUUUUCAGUUUUCUUGUCAAGUGGCACAAACCUGAAAUUGUAGAAAUGAUGCUGAGCUCAAACCAACUGAUUUUUCUGGCCCCACAGCUGCAGGGUUAAACUUUGGCAUCUGAUCCAGUGGAUCUGAUCCAUUUGUGCUGGUGUGUUCUGGCCGGAUGGGUCUGAAGUUCUCCUAAAAUUUUGUCUGGGUGCAAUUCCAGAAAAAAUAAUUGAAUGGGGGAGGAAAAAAGUGCUCCUUAGACUUGCACUGGGUUUGGCAUGAAAGUGAUUCCCACUCUGCUCUCCCUUGCAGUUUUAACAGGGUAGUGAUGGGAAGACAAGAGCCUGGUGGUGCUGCAGCAGGAGUAGUGUCCAUCAGUUUGGAGCAUUCAUUCCCGCUGGUUUCCAAACACAGCAGCUCUCCAGAGUGACGACGCAGGCUCUGUGCGGCGAGCGCUGUGCUUCUGAGGGACAGGGCUGUCCCUGAGCUGGCGCUUUCCUUCUCUGCAUCCCAUUGAAUAACGCAUUGGUGCUGGAGCCCUGCUCGCUCCCAGCACACUCCUGGGAAGCAGGUGAUGUCCUGGCAGAGGCAGGGCUGGUGGUGGGACCAACACCAUCUGAAUGAUCCCAGGCUGGGAAUCUGCCCAAAGGCAGGAAGGAUGGGGAGCAGGUGCAGGCAGCCCUGCCUUUUCCUGCUUGGCAUCGCAGGGAGGCACCAGCAGUGUCCCUUGUACUGGGGCUGGGGAGGAUGGUUUGUCCCUGGGUGCUGCUGUGUGGCAGUGGUGGAGAGGUCGGACACAGCCUUUAGCAUGGUGGUCUGGAUUCCCACCAGGAGCAGCAGGAGGAAUCUUCCCUCCUGCAGCCAGGGCUGCCCCUUCCUUCCUUCCCAGUCCUGUGCUGUCCUCCCCGCAGCAUGCAGCGACUCCAGCUCCUGCUCCUGCCUCGUUGUGGGUGGAGAAUGGCAGCUGGAGCGGUUCUUUAGGAAACAGUAUUGCAGUAAAAGGUGGGAGGUUCCUCCAAGUCACCUGUGAGCGGCUUCCUCCCAUUCCCAGAACCCAGCAGGAACUUUAAAUUGCUGCCCAGCUCAGCCUGGGCCACUGGCUUGGCAGCAUGAGGGCAAGAGACAUCAUCCUGCUGGGACUCCUGGCCCUGGGGGCAGAGCUGCAGGCAGCACCCACCGCAGCACUCCUCAGAGCAGCCCCUGGCCAGUGCCCACCGCCACGGCAGCCUGGAAACACCGUUGUGGAGAACAGCCCUUCGCCUGGGAAAGAGCCCAGUGCGGUGCCCAGUCCACAGCCUGGCAGGGUCACCCCGGACGGGAAGGACCAGCAGCCGACUGGAGCUGAGCUGGGGGCUGCUGCGACACCCACGCUCGGGAAGAAGCCAGAGACCGGCAGGGAGCCUGUGACGGGGAACAGACCUGCACUGUCUGGGCGGCCAGACACCGGGAAGAAACCUAGUUCAGGGAAAAAUCCGGCGUGUGGGGGGAAGAAUGAGACGAAGGAAAAGCCAGAGGAUUUACCAAAGCCAGAGACUGGAGGGAAGCCGGGGACCGGAGUGAAACCUGAGACUGUGGUGAAGCCGGGGACUGCGGAGAAGCCAGAGACUGGAGGGAAGCCGGGGACCGGAGUGAAACCUGAGACUGCAGAGAAGCCAGAGGCUGGGGGGAAACCGGAGUCGGGAGAUAAACCAGAGUCAGGAGAGAAGCCGGAGAGUGAGGGGAAGCCCGAGGCAGGAGAGAAGCCCGAGUCUGAGAAGGGUGAUGAGAGUGAUGAUGACAAUGAUAAUGAUGAUGAUGAUGAUGGUGACGACGACGAUGACGAUGAUGAAAACGAGCAUGGUGAUGAUAACGACAAUGGUGAUGAUGAUGGUGACGACAACGACGGUGAUGACGAUGACAACUACGAUGACAAUGAUGACUAUGGAGAUGAUGACAGUGAUGGUGAUGAUGAUGAUGGCAGUGAUGAUGAUGGUGGUUGGGAUGGUGAUUAUGCUUGGUGACCAAUGCCGCAGGGUGUGUGAUGAGCGUUUGGGGCGAGGAGAGCCUGCAAUGGGUAGGAGCAGGGACAGCUCCCCCAGCCUCCUCCUCCGCCUCACUCUGCCAGGGCCAGUGCCAGGCACUAUCGGUGUUUUGGGCAGGACUUUCUCUUUCCUAAUAAACC